Molecule: messenger RNA, 5979 nt
Organism: Uranotaenia lowii
Lineage: Eukaryota; Metazoa; Arthropoda; Insecta; Diptera; Culicidae
Exons: 3
Coding region: 1-5979 (1992 amino acids)
Biological process (GO): DNA integration
Molecular function (GO): nucleic acid binding
Source: RefSeq, a predicted model, not a curated record
AUGAAACCUUCUUCCGGAAGUAAUCCCGUUGCUACACCGAACCAACUCCGAAAGGGGUACAACUGCUAUGCGUGCUCGGAGCCUGAUUCCAUUUGCGAUCUCGUCCAGUGUGAUCGCUGCAAGCGCUGGUGGCAUCAAUCGUGUGCGGGAGUUACUCCGUCGGUGGAAAAUCGGCCAUGGUCUUGCCGACUAUGCUCACCAGUACCCAGCCAGCCAACAAUUCGUGCUAAAUCAACUACUUCCGAGAAAAGCUCCCGGGCUCGCAAACGUGAUCUUCAGCUGCAGCAGCUUGAUGAAAAGCGCGCAUUGGAUCGCAAAGCGAGGGAGGUGACAUUGAGAGCCACGUUGGAAGAAAUAGAGGCCGAGAAACAGCAUGUCUCGGAGAGAUUCUCCGUUAUGCAGGCGGAGGAUUCUUCCAGCGAAGAAGAAGAAGAAGGUGAUCGAUCGAUUUUGAACACUACAAUCGAGCGGUCUUAUAGAACUCAAGAUUGGGUACAAUCAUCGCCCACCAUCAACGAAGUGAAUCAGCAGCAGGCAACGAAUAGCAGCGCGAUUCAAACCGAAUCCAACCAUCAAGAAUUGCCACCGACCCCCCAGCGGAUUACCGGUGCCUUUCCAAAGCGGCGCAGUAUGGUCCAGCAUCCGGAUCUGGGUCCUUCCAGAAUGAACUGGCCGAAUUGGGAUUCCCUUUCCUUGGUAGGAAUGCAUCAAUGGGAAUCGUUAUUACUGCGAAAGAACAUCUUUCACGUGCAAGAUCCGAAAGCAGGGCCGCUAGAUCGUAACGCGGUUUAUGGGUCGCCGGUUAUUGAUCGUACGGUCCAGGAUUCCACCAGUACAGCGAAGGAUAAAUCAGAGGUCCAACUAUACCAGUCGGGACCAUCAGCUCCAGCGUUGGCACCUCCGACCAGUUCUGGUUAUUGUCUACCAGUACCGGAAAUUACUUCACGCUCGGUGCUCAGUGCGCCGAAUCAGGAGACAUCGAAUAGGAAUGUCGAACCGGCAUUCCUUAGGCCUUCAUCAAAACCAACGGUACCCAACCCAAAUUGGGCGCAGCCUAUUCCGGCGAUGGCUCAACGGCAGCAGGUCGGUCCGAGGGGCAAGCAAAUAUUGGAGGAGCAGCGUUCAUCGAAAGCGGGUCAACCGCCCUACCAGCAGUGGCCGGAGCGAUCGACGAUGAUACCGUCGGUGGUCCAGCCUUCAACGUCGGGUCAACCGGUGCCAUCUUCAAGGGCUUCCAACCAGCAACGGCUCGCAUCAACACAGCCACCGGUAACCACUCCUCCCCCCCUCCAUCAAGCUCAAGAGCUUCUUAUCAAUGCCCUACUGGAUAAAGUUCGUUCCGUCCCCGCACCGAAAGCGGAUAAGCUUGCGACUUUCAUAGAUUUCGGGAUUGCGGUACAAAGUCUUUGUGGUCAUUUGGAUGCCGCCAAUCAACAAGACCAUCUGUCAAAUCCGAGUCUGCUGAACGAGUUAGUGAACCGACUGCCUCCAGACUAUCAGUUCAAGUGGGUGGAGUUUAGUGAAUUCGAAGAAAGAGUGGAUCUGAAAUUGUUUUCAACGUUUGUGACGAAAGUGGCGAAGUCUGCGAGCCGUGUCUCCGUCUACAACGGAGCUGUGAAAAGGGAGGACAAGCUGAAACCGAAGCGUGGAUCCUUGAAUGUGCACUCGGAGUGUGAGGAACGGAACCAGGUGCCUAUCGAAAAACUCUGCCCAGCCUGUUUUCGAAAUCAACAUUCACUGAAAGAUUGUAGCAGGUUUUCAGCUAUCAGUGUCGACGAGCGGUGGAACCUUGUGCAGCGAUAUGGAGCGUGCCGCAAUUGCCUGAACUUCCACGGGAAGCGGUCCUGUCGUAUCAGCGGUAGGUGUGGAGUCAACGGCUGUACACAUCGUCACCAUCAGCUCCUACAUUCCGGCCGUUCGAAAAACCUGACAUCAAACCCACGAGAACCUGGUUCAGGAAGCGGACAUCAGAACAAGCCAACGACGAGGAAUUCUGCUAACACCGUAGUGCCAAUUUCACAGCCAUCUACUUCUCAUACACCAACCCAUGGAAACAACUAUGCCCACCAUAGUCCGGAACUUACUUUCUUGUUCCGAAUUCUUCCGAUUACGGUUCAUGGGAACGGCAAGUCAGUGGAGACCUUUGCCUUUGUUGAUGAAGGGUCGUCACUCACUAUGGUCGAAGACUCGCUCGUUGAAGAGCUAGGAAUACAAGGAACACCACAGGUUUUGUGCCUCCAGUGGACCGGCGAUAUGAUGCGUACAGAGCAGGAGUCCAAGAUUGUCGACAUCAAGAUUUCUGGUCCGAGUAAAAACAAGAUGCGUUUAAGCGACGCGCGUACGGUGAGCAACCUUGCACUCUCCACUCAAUCUCUGGAUUACGAAGGUCUGGUUAGAAACUAUGCACACUUGAAAGGGCUUCCAGUUGCCAGUUACAAAGAUGCCGUGCCAAGGAUCCUCAUUGGCGUCAACAACUUACACAUGACAGUUCCGCUUCGGAUCAAACAAGGUCGCACGAACGAGCCGGUGGCAGCGAAGACGAAGCUGGGUUGGUGCAUUUAUGGUGGUCGGUCCUCAGAGCACACAGCAGUCCAGGUGAACUAUCACGCGUGUAGCUGUUCACAAGACGAUUCACUGCACAAAGUAGUGAGAGAAUACUUCGAGAUGGAAGACAUGGGGAUUCAUGCUACUACGAAACUCGAGUCAGAAGCUGAUAUGAGAGCGCGCAGGAUUCUGAAGGAAUCGACACAGAAGCAAGGAGACCGAUACGAGACGGGUCUGCUGUGGAAGUACGAUCAAUUUGAAUUUCCCGACAGUUAUCCGAUGGCCUUUAAACGAUACGAGUGCCUGGAGAAGAAGAUGGCUCGGAAUCCGGAACUGCGUCUAAAUUUGACGAAGCAAAUGGAGAGCUACCAAGCCAAAGGGUAUGCACAUCAAAUAACCGAAGAUGAGAAAAUGAACUCCGAUCCAAGACGUGUCUGGUACUUACCACUAGGCGUUGUGGUGAAUCCGAAGAAGCCCGGGAAAGUGCGGAUGAUUUGGGAUGCAUCAGCGACAGUCGACGGCAUCUCACUAAACACUAUGCUGCUCAAAGGUCCAGACGAGUUAGCCCCUCUUCCCUGGGUGCUUUUCCGGUUCCGACAGUACGAGUUUGCAGUUACCGGAGACAUUGCUGAAAUGUUUCACCAGAUCCGUAUCAACGAGCGUGACAGACAAGCGCAGCGGUUUCUUUGGAGGCCGGAUGGAAGCAGUAAACCUGAAACCUACGUAAUGGACGUCGCUACGUUCGGUUCAGCGUGUUCACCAGCGUCAGCCCAGUACGUGAAAAACAGGAACGCCCAGGAAUUCAAACAAACAAGCCCUCGCGCGGUCGAAGGAAUUAUAAACGGCCAUUAUGUUGACGACUACGCCGAAAGUUUCAGCACCGUAGCCGAGGCAAUACAGAUAGCGACUGAGAUCAAAUCGAUACACGCAGCAGGUGGUUUCAACAUACGGGACUGGAGAUCAAACAGUGAGAAAGUUGUGAAAGCUCUUGAUGGAAACGUUUCUUCCGAACCCAAAUCCCUGAAGCUGGAGACAACUUUGACUGCCGAAAGAGUGCUCGGAAUGCACUGGCUGCCGCAUGACGACGUCUUGGGCUAUUCUACCGCUUUGGCCCCGGAACUGCAGGAGAUAGUGUCGUCUAAACGUAAACCUACGAAGCGCGAGGCACUUCGCUGUCUUAUGACGUUUUUCGACCCCUUAGGGUUGCUCGCAGCAUUUGUGUUGCAUGGAAAGGUCUUACUCCAGGAUAUUUGGCGCGCUGGUACGCAAUGGGACGAAGUCGUGGGAGACGAAGAGCACGAGAAAUGGCUACGCUGGAUCGAAGGUUUUCCGCUUAUCGAUAGCUUGCAGAUUCCACGAUGUUACUUCGACAGUGUUGACUACGAUGAUAUACAACUCCACAUUUUCGUGGAUGCUAGCGAGGACGCCUGCGCUGCUGUGGGAUACUUCCGUGUUCCAAAGAUAACCGGGGGCACUGUGCUGGCAUGGAUCCGGUCCGAUCAUCGGAGAUACACCCAGUUCGUAGCCUGCAGAGUAGGGGAAAUCCUUUCAAACACCAACAUCGCAGAGUGGCGAUGGGUCCCAUCAAAACAGAACGUCGCCGACCUCGCCACCAAAUGGGGACAAGGCCCGCCUUUGACUGCAGAAAACGCUUGGUUUCGUGGUCCGGAUUUCCUUCAAGAAGGCGAGGACGAAUGGCCACAACCGAGGAAGCCGACUAGCACCGAGGAGGAGUUGAAGACGUCUCGCCAAGUAUCCUGUCUCCAUUCUGGGUUUGUAGCUCCAGUAGCGAUCGUCGACACCAGUAGAUUCAGCAAGUGGGAGCGAAUGCUGCGAACUGUGGCAUAUGCACAUCGCUACGUAAAUCGUCGACUUAAGAUGUAUCCCGUCGAAGCAGAAAGCAGUUACCUGAGCCAGGAGGAGUUGUUAGCAGCUGAAAACACACUGUUCUGGAUAGCGCAGCAACAAUCGUACCCGGUGGAGGCAUCUAUCCUUCGACGAAAUCUUCACCAGAACUCGAACGGUCAGGAUCAUCUCCCAAAGCAUAGCGAACUACAUCACAUUUCACCAUACUUCGACGAAAACUUUGUCCUCAGAGUGGAUAGCCGAGUUGGAGCAGCAAAAAACGUCGCCAUGACAGUUAGGUAUCCUGUCAUUCUUCCUCCGACCCACAGAAUUACUGAGCUGAUCAUCGACUUCUAUCAUCGAAAGUUCCUGCAUGCCAACUUUGAAACUGUGGUGAACGAGCUUCGUCAGUCCUUCCACAUUUCGAAGAUUAGAGCAACGGUCAAGAAAGUAAUCCGCCAGUGUCAACAUUGCAAGGUAUACAGGUGCAAACCACAGGUACCUAGGAUGGGUCCUCUGCCCGCAGCACGGCUAGCAUCGUUCGAACGUCCAUUUAGCUACGUCGGUUUAGACCUGUUUGGUCCAAUCCUGGUCAAGAGAGGCAGAAGUUCGGUUAAACGCUGGGUGGCUCUAUUUACCUGCUUAACCAUUAGAGCAGUUCACGUCGAAGUAGUCCACAGCCUCACAACAGAAUCCUGCAUUAUGAGCAUUCGGCGCUUUAUUGUUCGACGAGGGGCACCACUGGAAAUCCAUUCGGAUAACGGAACCAACUUCCGUGGAGCCGGCAACAUUCUAGAACAACAAAUCGGCCAGUUUCAGGACGACUUAGCAGCAACCUUCACCAACACUCACACCAAGUGGGUCUUCAUACCUCCAGGAACGCCGCACAUGGGAGGGAGCUGGGAGCGUAUGGUACGCUCGGUGAAAACGGCCAUGGAAAAAAGCUUGUGCGUGGGACGGAAGCUAGACGACGAAGGCCUGAAUACAUUUGUAGUAGAAGCUGAAGGAGUCGUCAACUCCCGACCCCUGACGUACCUACCAUUGGAUAGCGAGGAAGCUGAAUCCCUGACGCCCAACCACUUUUUGCUAGGCAGCUCGAACGGCGUAAAGCAACCGAGCAAGCAGUUUGUGGAUGUAGCUGUAGCCCUGAAGAGCACCUGGAACCAGAUAGAGUGCCAGCUGGACAUGUUUUGGCGUCGUUGGGUCUGGGAAUAUCUACCCACUUUGACUCGUCGCACAAAGUGGUUCAACGAAGUUCAGGAGAUCGGCGUGGGGAACUUGGUUGUAAUUGUGAACGAAGCUAAGAGAAAUGGGUGGGUGCGAGGUAGGGUUCUGGAAGUAUUCCCCGGGGUGGACGGGAGAGUUCGCCAUGCAGUAGUGCAAACAAAUAGAGGGUUGUCAAGGCAAUCGGUCAGUAGACUGGCAGUGUUGGAUGUUGAGCUUAUGGGUGACACGGAUCCAAAGGCAGUCAUCGGCCAGCGUCACGAGGGGGAGGAUGUUGACAUCGGCAACACUGCAAGCGUCGCUUUCGACGCGCCGCUUUCGACGCGCCGCUGUGAAAUGCAGUUCAGUGGCGAGCGGAUCAACUGA